Molecule: messenger RNA, 453 nt
Organism: Phialemonium atrogriseum
Lineage: Eukaryota; Fungi; Ascomycota; Sordariomycetes; Cephalothecales; Cephalothecaceae
Exons: 4
Coding region: 1-453 (150 amino acids)
Cellular component (GO): membrane
Source: RefSeq, a predicted model, not a curated record
AUGUUUGAUCUCACAAAGUGCAAUCUGUCAUACUACUCUGUCCCGGCAGCCUUUGUGCUACUCGUUCUUCCGCACGCGUACGCCGUCAGAGCGGCGGGCCGGAACUAUGACCUCGCCCAGCCGCGGCGGACGGACGAGAACCUGGCCAAGGAUGAGAGCUUGGACAAAGUGACCGUCCGGCGCAUUCAACGUGCCAGGGCCGCGGCCGCCAACGGCCUGGAGACGAUCGGCCUGUACGCUGCCGCCAUCGUGGCCGCCAACACCCAGGGCGUGCCGACCCGGAAGCUGAACUUGCUCUCGCUAGGCUACCUCGCCUCUCGUGUGGUCUACAACUUUGUGUACGUCGUCGUGCAGGACAACCGGAAGACGGCUGCCGCGCGCCCGCUGACGUGGGGGGCGGGCAUUGCCGUCAUCAUGUCGCUGUUCCUCUCGGCUGCGCGGAACAGUAAUUAA